AUGGAGUUCAUGAAGCUGCUUUUCAUUGCGAGUUUUUGUGUGAUUGUGUGUGAAGGAAUGAAAACUAAAGAGUUUUUUUCUCCGAAACUUUCCAACAAAUCUGUAGAGAGUGCAUGGGAGUGCUUUAAGAAUUUAACAGGCGCGCAGAGAGGGUUCACCUCCAAAGCGAUGCCUAAUUUGAAGCACUAUUUUCAAAAAUUUGGCUAUCUGUCAAUUCCUGAUGGAGAAAACGCGACGGAGGAAUUUGACGAGAUGACGGAAUCGGCCGUCAAUAUGUAUCAGCAAAACUUCGGGCUGAAGGUGACUGGAAAGUUAGACCAACAGACGGUGACGCAGCUCAUGACGCCUCGGUGUGGCCGCGAGGACGUCAUCAACGGAACGACUGUUAUGUGGAGAAAAAACGGCGGAAAUUUCAGCUAUGGCACGAAACAUUACACCUAUUUUACAGGGACUCCGCGGUGGUCCGUCAACAGACGGCAUCUCACCUACGCCUUCGACCCCGACAACGAAGUGACGGAGAUAACACAGACGGAAAUGCAAACGGUUUUCGCCAGCGCGUUUCAGCGAUGGGCCGCCGUUAUCCCCUUGACGUUCACGGAGACGGAUGAUUUCUCUUCUGCGGACAUUACAAUCGGGUUUUUCUACGGAUCUCACGGCGACGGGAAUCCAUUUGACGGCGUAGGGGGGGUUCUGGGGCACUCCUUCGCACCGGAGGACGGGCGGCUCCAUCUUGACGGGGCGGAGUCGUGGACCGUCAAUCUUGAGUCCAACAGUCCGAUGACGGCAAUCGAUUUGGAAUCUGUUGCCACCCAUGAAAUUGGACACAUCUUAGGGCUGGGGCAUUCCAGUAUUCAGGAGGCCAUCAUGUACCCUUCUAUUCCCGCACAAACCAUAAAAGUUGACCUACAAAAUGAUGAUGUGGAAGGAGUGCAGGGCCUUUACGGCUCCAAUUCCAAUUAGAACACCCACGUGUCUACCCGCCCCCAGACCCCAAAGACAGAAAGGUAAAAAUGUUGACGAAGGGGUGGUAAAUAGCUAUAGCUAAAACUCUUAUAGUUUCGGUUAUUGUAUUACGUGAUGUCGGUUGU
Messenger RNA from Cryptomeria japonica (Japanese cedar), 1088 nucleotides. RefSeq names its product metalloendoproteinase 2-MMP-like. Gene Ontology annotation, cellular component: extracellular matrix. Gene Ontology annotation, biological process: extracellular matrix organization; collagen catabolic process; proteolysis. The transcript has a single exon. Lineage: Eukaryota; Viridiplantae; Streptophyta; Pinopsida; Cupressales; Cupressaceae. The record is from RefSeq and is a predicted model, not a curated record. Bases 1 to 960 code for a protein of 319 amino acids. Gene Ontology annotation, molecular function: zinc ion binding; metalloendopeptidase activity.